AUGGCGGAGCUACUGCACAACGCGCCCAUCGUCAUCGACAAUGGGUCGGGCACCAUCCGCGCGGGUUUCGCCGGGGACGACACGCCAAAGUGCAACUUCCCGGCCUUUGUCGGCAGGCCGAAGCACCCGAGGGUCCUGGCGGGCGCCCUGGAGGGGGAGGUCUUCAUCGGCCAGAAGGCGGCCAACGAGUACAGGGGCCUGCUCAAGAUCCGGUACCCCCUCGAGCACGGCGUGGUGACGGACUGGGACGACAUGGAGAAGAUCUGGACGUACGUCUACGACGAGGGGCUCAAGACCUUGAGCGAAGAGCAUCCCGUGCUCCUGACCGAGCCGCCCCUCAACCCGCGCAGCAACCGCGACACCGCCGCCCAGGUCCUCUUCGAGACCUUCAACGUCCCUGCCCUCUACACCUCGGUACAAGCCGUCCUCUCCCUCUACGCCAGCGGCCGGACGACCGGUAUCGUGCUCGACUCGGGCGACGGCGUGUCCCACGCCGUGCCGGUAUACGAAGGCUUCGCCAUCACCAACUCGAUCAGGCGGAUAGACGUCGCUGGGCGGGACGUGACCGAGCACCUGCAGACACUGCUGCGCAGGAAGGGCUACGUCUUCCACACGAGCGCCGAGAAGGAGGUCGUGCGUCUGAUCAAGGAGAGCACCAGCUACGUCGCGCUCGACCCCAGGAAGGAGGAGAAGGAGUGGACGGGGGCCUCAAAACUGGACCCCAAGAAGACGGCAGAGUACGUCUUGCCGGAUGGGAACAAGCUACAGAUCGGCCCAGAGCGCUUUCGCGCGCCCGAGCUCCUCUUCGACCCGGAGAUCAUCGGCCUCGAGUACUCGGGGGUGCACCAGGUGGUCGUCGACUCGAUCAGCAAGGCCGACAUGGACCUGCGCAAGUCGCUCUACUCCAACAUCGUGCUGUCCGGGGGCAGCACGCUGACGCGGGGCUUCGGCGACCGGCUGCUCAACGAGGUGCGCAAGCUGGCGGCCAAGGACAUGCGCAUCAAGAUCUUUGCGCCGCCCGAGCGCAAGUACUCGACCUGGAUCGGCGGGAGCAUCCUGGCGGGGCUGAGCACGUUCAGAAAGAUGUGGGUCAGCAUUGACGACUGGCACGAGAACCCGGACAUUAUCCAUACCAAGUUCAACUAA
Molecule: messenger RNA, 1146 nt
Organism: Thyridium curvatum
Lineage: Eukaryota; Fungi; Ascomycota; Sordariomycetes; Thyridiales; Thyridiaceae
Exons: 4
Coding region: 1-1146 (381 amino acids)
Source: RefSeq, a predicted model, not a curated record